UAUCUGAAGCAAAUUUCUUUUCAUAUAAAGCAUGCACUUCCUUCUUCUACCAAAUGCUGUCUCUUCAAUUCUCUGAUCUCUAUUUCCUAGCUUCCUCUUUUUUCUACUUUAAGAAAUCUGCAGUCUGAUUAAAGAUAUUGGAUAGUGGCUCUGAAAUUCAUUUCCCUGCCCAUUCACUUACAGAUCAGAUCAGAAGCAAAUUAUGAUCUUUGGCAAGUUACUUCUUUCAAUCAACUCAAAAACAUUAUCUCGAGAUUAAAGUUUGUGAGCACUUACAAAGACACAAUACAACAUAUUUGAGAUUAGAAAGAUGCCAAGCAUCUCUACUCCAUAUAAUGAUAAAGUUGUGGGCUUCAAGAAGGAAGCAGAAACAAUUAUAAAUCAGCUUAUUUAUGGGUCAAAGGAGAGAGAAGUUGUUUUAAUUACUGGCAUGGGUGGAUUGGGAAAGACAACUUUGACUAGGGGAGUGUAUGAGGAGAAAAUUGUAGCCAAUCACUUUCACAGCAGUGCAUGGUGUACAGUUUCUCAAGAAUAUAAUUAUAAGGACUUGUUGAACAAAAUAUACAGUCAAGUAUGUGGUAGGGAGAUAGAGAUUGGGAAUGUAGCUGAACGGCUUCGCAAAAGUUUGAUGGGAAGGAGAUAUCUCAUAGUGUUGGAUGAUAUUUGGAGUGUUGAAGCAUGGGAAGAGUUAAAUAGAGUUUUUCCCUCAUGUGACAAUGGGAGUAGAAUUGUUUUAAUAAGCAGACAAGAAAGGGUGGUUUCUGAUGCCAAACAUAUUUGUCUUCCUUUCUUCACUGUUGAUGAGAGUUGGGAAUUAUUGCAAAUGAAGUUAUUUAAAGGGAGUAGAUGCCCUGAAGAGCUUGAAAAUGUUGGAAGAAAAAUAUCAAAGCAUUGUGGGGGACUACCUUUAGUAGUUGGUUUAAUAGCUGAUCUUCUUGAUAGAAUUGAAAAGAGUGAGCAAAUGUGGCGUAAAUUUCUUCUUGCUUUAGAGACAUGUGUUGAUGAACUUAUAGGUGGAAUACAGAGCAAUGAUGCGAUAAAACUUAGUUACCACCGUUUAUCAUAUAAUUUGAAAAAUUGCUUACUCUACUUUGCAGCAUUCCCAAAGGAUAAAAGAAUUGAUGUUUCCUAUCUAAUAAAACUAUGGAUAUCUGAAGGGUUCAUAGACAUUAAGAAGGAUGAGAGAGUAGAAGACACGGCAAAGUAUUGCUUGAAUCAUCUGGUUGGCAGUAACUUAGUAAUGGUUUCUGAAAGGAAGUAUGAUGGUGGCAUCUUAUCAUGCGUUGUUCAUGAUUUGGUACGUGCUUUUUGCUUAGCAAAAGUUAAAGAAGAAAAAUUCUUGCGCAUAAUUAAGAUGGAAGAUAUGUUGAAUUCAACUCUGAAAAUUACUACACACCGAAUAUCUUUCCAUAGAUAUGGUGACAAUGAGAUUCCUAAUGAAUUGAUACCAUGGAAUUGUAAUAUCCACACACUCUUGGGUUACCCAAAGGUGCACAAAAACAAUGGUGCAAAGGUUUAUAAUGCCUCAUGGGUUGCAAAAAAAUUUGAACAUCUCACAAUCUUGGAUUUAGAGUUCAUUGGUGUGGAUAAAUUAGUUUUACCUGAAAUUAACUCACUAAUUCAUCUGAGAUACUUAGCUCUCUAUCUAUGUGGAUGUGGUUCUGUGUCACCAUUGUCAUUGCAGAAUCUUAAGGGUCUCAUAACCUUGAAGUUGACUUCAUACAAGGAUUUGCAUUUACCAAAAUAUUUUUGGAAUAUGAAAAGUUUGAGACAUAUGAUUAUCCACCACUAUGAUUGUGAUUCAUGCCCAACAGUACCAACUCCAGUUAUUGAAACAAUUUCUGGUUUAGAAGUCUUACAGACCUUAGAUUUGAAAACUUCUUUGAGCACAAGGGAUGAGAAUUUAUUGAGGAAGCUUCCCCAUCUCAAAUAUUUGAGCUGUCUGGUCUUACCAUCAUAUUCGUUUGCUGAAAUUGACAUUCUCCAUCAUCUUGAAUCUCUUUCGUUGUACAAUAGUUGCAAUCAUGAUCCACAUGACCAUGGGAAUCCACAUCUUCUUAACGAUCUUAAGCUCAGCAAGUUUCCAUCAAGUAUUAAGGAAAUAAAUUUGGAGGGUAUUACUGUUUCAUCGUCAGCAAUUUCAAUAAUGGCACAACUCUCCAAUCUUGAGGCUCUAACACUUACGUGUUGCAAUUUUGAGGGUUUAGAAUGGAAUGUGGAUGAGGAAACCCAAUUCCAAAAACUAAAAUGCCUCCAACUAGACCAUCUUGAUAUUAGAAUUUGGAAUAUUUGCAGUGAAGAGUCUUUUCCUUGCCUUGAGCAAGUAAUUUUGGAUUUUUGUGUGGAGUUACGGGAGGUGCCUCAUAGAUUGGCAGAUAUUUUAACAUUGAAACUACUCAGUGUGCGUAGCUGCCAUAAUAGCACUAGAAGUUCAGCGAUGAAAAUUGAGGAAGGUGUACGAGACAUAGGAAAUGAGCAACUUAAUGUCCAGAUUAUACCAAGUAAUCCAGUGACAGGGUGUAGAGAAAAAAGAGAUUAUCACUUUACAGAACAGAUUGAUGAAGAGUGGAUGGGCAGAGGGCAACAGAAAUGGCUAAGGGGAAUGCAACAGAAAUGGCCAAGGGGAGGGCAACACAAAUGGCGCAGAGUGUCAAAGAAAUAAACAACUCCACACUCCACUAUUAAAAUAUUGGGGUUCCUUAGUUGUUCUAAUUUUUUUUCUUCUUUUGUUUUUUUAUUCCAGUUAUGUGUGGAAUUAUUGAAUGACGGAAAUAUUUCAAUAUCAAGCAUCUCUAAAUAGCUAAUUUAAAUAUCUC
Molecule: messenger RNA, 2816 nt
Organism: Ipomoea triloba (trilobed morning glory)
Lineage: Eukaryota; Viridiplantae; Streptophyta; Magnoliopsida; Solanales; Convolvulaceae
Product: putative late blight resistance protein homolog R1B-16
Exons: 5
Coding region: 311-2662 (783 amino acids)
Biological process (GO): defense response to other organism
Molecular function (GO): ADP binding
Source: RefSeq, a predicted model, not a curated record